This is a messenger RNA of Fusarium proliferatum ET1, 327 nucleotides long. RefSeq lists its product as uncharacterized. The coding region runs from base 1 to 327 and encodes 108 amino acids. The transcript has 3 exons. The record is from RefSeq and is a predicted model, not a curated record. Lineage: Eukaryota; Fungi; Ascomycota; Sordariomycetes; Hypocreales; Nectriaceae.
AUGCUCAUGAUACACAAGUUUCGUGACUCCACGAGAGGGCUGAAUGUUUUGUUGACCGGAUUGGGCGCUUUGUUUAUCAUCUAUGUACCCAUGUGUCCGGGCUCUGCAGAGUCCGCAAGGCCAACCAACGAGAAGUCCUCCCGAAGCUUGAAGAGCUGUAGUGGAUCGCGCGGUGGCACAAGCAGCUUUGACGUCGGCAGACUCUCGGAUAGCGAGGGUCUAGAAGAAAAAGAGAGGCAAAUCAACGGCGACGCCUUGCCUGAGCGUCGACUAGUACCGGUACAAUUGGUUACAGUGAAGAGAGGGAGAACUCAGAAAGAUGCCUAA